Messenger RNA from Spirometra erinaceieuropaei, 2636 nucleotides. NCBI's taxonomy places the organism in Eukaryota, Metazoa, Platyhelminthes, Cestoda, Diphyllobothriidea, Diphyllobothriidae. The record is from the annotation of a GenBank genome assembly.
AUGGCUGACGAGUACGCAGACUUGAAGCAGAUGUUGCAGCAGCAGCUGAAGCUAAUGGAGGCACUCACCGUUAAGCUGUUCAACUCGUCGAUGGGUCAAUCAAGCGCGGCAGGUGGUUCGCAAACUAUUGAUCACAUUGCCGGCAGCAUCACUGAAUUCUUGUAUGACCCGCAGGCCCAUAUCACCUUUGAUUCCCGGUACAAACGAUACGAGGACUUGUUCUCUGUCGAUCUGGCUGCCCAGGACGAUGCAUGGAAGGUUCGACUGAACACGAGCGUUAUGCCAACUUUAUCCUCCCCAAGAAUCCCAGAUAAGUCGCUUUCAAGGACACGGUUCAGACGUUGUCGCAGAUUUUUGGUGAGCAAUCAUCCCUCUUCAACACUCGAUUUCAGUGCCUGCAACUGUGCAAACGAGAUUCCGAUGAUUUCAUCACGUAUGCGGGCACUGUUAAUCCUGAGUGUGGGCGUUUCCAACUCGGUUCUCUCACUGAAGGCCAGUUUAAAUUCCUUAUAUUUAUCUGCGGCCUCCAGUCCCCCAAGGAUGCUGAUAUCCGGACACGUCUCCUGUCCAAAGUGCAGCAGAACAAUUGCACCACACUCCAAGAGCUGGCAGCAGAGUGCCAAACGCUGAUCAACCUCAAGCACGACUCUGCAAUGAUUCAGAACCCUGCCUCAUCUUUCUCAGUCCAUUCGGUCACAUCGACCAAAUCGCAUCCUGUUACACGGCCCAAGCAAGUGUCCAAGUCGAGAUCUCCGCCAUCUCCUUGUCGGCACUGUGGUACGUGGCAUUUCCACCGGGAUUGCACUUUCCGCCAGCAUCGCCGCCAAAGCGGUUAUCAGGUGGGACACCGUGAUGGGUUCUGCAAAUCAUUACCAGCUUCUGGAGGCAAGCCAGCCCCCGCCACUCCUUAUUCCAGGCACCGUUUCCAGUCAAAACGCAAGCCCAAACCCCAGUCCGUUGGUAAUUCUCUCAGUCUCUUGGCUGCUUUCCAGCUCAAUGCGUCUGGUCGUAGAAAAUUUGUUGAUGUCUUGCUCAAUGGCCAUGCAGUUCGCCUACAGUUGGACACUGCCUCAGAUAUCACCAUAAUCUCUGAGAGACUCUGGCAGUCCCUUGGCAGCCCCACGAUGCAGCAGACUUCCCAGUCCGCCACAAGCGCGUGCGGUGGUCUCGUUCAGCUAAUUGGGCAACUGCAAUGCUGUGUGUCAUUCCGCGGGACCAGUAUCACUGCGAUCUGCUUCAUCACCAAUUCUGAUCUAAAUCUACUUGGUCUCGACUGGAUUGAACAACUUGGGUUGGCCGAUAUCCCGCUCCGCGUUGUUUGCAGUCAGGUGCAGAUUCCCGCUGUGCUUGCACACCAAGCCAAGGACAUUCUCCAACGGUUUGCUCCAGUGUUCCAAGACGACCUGGGUCAUUGCACAUACACUCAAGCCGUGCUACAUCUGUCUCCUGGAAGUCAACCAGUCUUCCGUCCAAAGCGACCAGUACCAUAUGCAGCCCUACCACUUGUCGAGGCUGAGCUGAAACGUUUAGAGGAACUGAGAGUUCUGGUUCCUGUAUCCUACUCCGCCUGGGCCGCUCCAGUCGUUGUGGUCAAGAAGCCUAAUGGCUCGAUCUGCAUUUGUGCUGACUUCUCCACCGGUCUCAAUGCCGCGUUGACGACGAACUACUAUCCAUUACCGGUUCCGGUUGUUCUUUUCACCCUGCUGAAUGGUGACACUUGCUUUGCCAAGUUGUAUCUCGCUGAUGCGUAUCUGCAGAUCGAGGUCGGCCCAGAGUCGCGCGAAUUGUUGACCAUCAAUACCCACCACGGUCUGUUCCAAUACACCAGGCUGCCCUUUGGUGUCAAGACCACCCCGGCCCUAUUUCAACAAACGAUGAACGCAAUGCUCUCCGGCAUCCCUGGCACAGCUGGGUACCUGGACGACAUCAUCAUCGUAGGUCGCUCCCCUGCCGAGCUGCAAGACCGAGUGUGUGCAGUACUCGAACGCGUGCAGGAAUAUGGCUUUCGCCUACGGGCCGACAAGUGCCAAUUCUUCCUCGACUCCAUCAAGUACCUUGGAUUCGUUUUUGACGUCAAUGGUCGCCAUCCAGAUCCUGAAAACAUUCGGGCCAUCCAACGGAUGCCUGCACCCAAGAAUGUAUCGCAACUUCGUUCUUGCCUUGGCCUGAUCAGUUACUAUAGCGCCUUCCUACCAUCGCUGCAUGACGUACGGGCCCCGCUCAACCGUCUGUUGCAGAAGUAUGCUGCCUGGUGCUGGUUCCCCGACUGUGAAAAGGCUUUCUCUCAGCUAAAGUCGAUGCUGUGUUCAGGUCUGCUGCUCACGCACUACGACCCGACGCUGCCGAUCGUUGUUGCUGCAGAUGCUUCCUACCACGGAGUUGAUGCCGUCAUCUCACACACUUUUCCUGAUGGGUCUGAAAAGGCGAUCAUGCAUGCAUCUCGCACGCUAACACCUGCGGAGAAGAACUACGGGCAAAUAGAGAAAGAGGCUCUAGCCCUCGUGUCUGCCGUCAAGAAAUUUCACAAACUGUUGUACGGUCGCCACUUCACGUUGUUGACGGAUCACAAACCAUUGCUGUCAAUCUUCGGUUCGAAGAAGGGCAUUCCCUUCUACUCAGCCAGCCGACUGCAGUGA